AUGGGUGGUCCAGAUCCGAACAGAAAUUCCCGAGUCAGAUUCGUUAGGAGAUCGCAAACUCUGAAAAACAAAGCACAGGAGCUUGCAAAGACAUGUAACGCCAGAGUCUAUCUCAUGGUCGAUCAUCCAAAGGGCUCAUUUGUCUAUAAAUCAGACAACAAUAGCGCAUGGCUAGAGCAUGCGAAGAUUAUCCACGUACUUGCAAGAACAGUCCGUCGAUCGCUCACAGCAUCUCAUGAUGACUCCGCUCUCCUCAAAUGUCCUAGUCCCGGCAAGAUUCAGGUCUCAAGACUCGACAAACUCGCAAGAUAUUUCGCGAGUAGACUGGAUCAGUUGAGAGCGCUAGAAGCUAUCUACGAAAAUCUUACAGCGCAAAGUGCAGCUUCACUUUAG
Messenger RNA from Penicillium diatomitis, 393 nucleotides. RefSeq lists its product as uncharacterized. The record is from RefSeq and is a predicted model, not a curated record. Gene Ontology annotation, molecular function: DNA binding; protein dimerization activity. The transcript is spliced from 2 exons. The coding region runs from base 1 to 393 and encodes 130 amino acids. Lineage: Eukaryota; Fungi; Ascomycota; Eurotiomycetes; Eurotiales; Aspergillaceae.